AUGGCUUCAAAUUCCAGCGAGUGUCCGGGGAAGACUGUACAAUACCGAGUUGACCAUCUAUUGAGUGCUGUGGAGAAUGAGCUACAGGCUGGGAGCGAGAAAGGAGACCCAACAGAAAGAGACCUUAAAGUCAGUCUGGAUGAAAUCGAGCUAUGGCAGAAGUUUAAGGAACUUACCAAUGAAAUGAUAGUUACCAAGAAUGGCAGACGAAUGUUCCCGGUGUUGAAAGUGAACGUCUCCGGUUUGGAUCCCAAUGCAAUGUACUCGUUCUUGCUGGAUUUCGUGGCUGCGGACAAUCACAGAUGGAAAUACGUGAAUGGAGAAUGGGUUCCAGGGGGCAAACCCGAGCCCCAGGCCCCAAGUUGCGUUUACAUCCAUCCAGACUCGCCGAAUUUCGGAGCCCAUUGGAUGAAAGCCCCGGUCUCUUUCAGUAAAGUCAAACUUACGAAUAAACUCAACGGAGGCGGUCAGAUAAUGCUAAACUCUUUGCACAAAUAUGAGCCUCGGAUCCAUAUUGUCCGUGUCGGUGGGCCACAGAGGAUGAUCACCAGUCACUCAUUCCCAGAGACGCAGUUCAUCGCAGUUACAGCAUACCAGAACGAAGAGAUCACUGCACUAAAGAUCAAAUACAAUCCCUUUGCUAAGGCUUUUCUUGACGCUAAAGAAAGGAGUGACCACAAGGAUAUAAUGGAUGAAGUCAGUGACAACCAGCAGUCUGGCUAUUCUCAGUUGAGUGGUUGGUUCAUCUCAGGAACAGGGUCUCUUUGCCCUCCAGCAAACUCACACCCACAGUUUGGAAGUCCCCUCUCUCUGUCCUCAUCGCAUGGUUGCGAUCACUACUCUACUUUAAGGAACCACCGGCCUGCACCAUACCCUAGUCCCUACACCCACAGAACUGCCUCCCCAACUGGUUACACGGAGAACUCCUCGGCUUGUCUGCCAAUGCUGGCCUCUCAUGAUAACUGGUCCGGUCUGCAGAUGCCCUCCCACUCCAGCAUGCUACCCAUCAACCAUGGCUCCCCCUCUGGCUCCAGUCCCAGUCAGUACCCCAGCCUGUGGUCAAUGGGAAACUCAUCCUUAACUUCGGUCUCUCCGUCUGGUAGCAGCAUGUCCAACAAUCUGGGCUCCCAGUUCCUCCGUGGUUCUACCAGCCACUACACCAGCCUCUCUCAUUCAGUUCCAGGACCCCCUUCCAGCUCCCCGUUGUACGACGGCACGGCUGGGUCCGACGUGCACGAUGCCUCACAGUAUGACACGUCCUCCCAUGUGCGUCUCCCUACAGCCUGGACUCCCAUCACCCCCCCCUCUCUAUAG
This is a messenger RNA of Chanos chanos (milkfish), 1314 nucleotides long. RefSeq names its product T-box transcription factor Tb (gene tbxtb). Gene Ontology annotation, biological process: cell fate specification; positive regulation of DNA-templated transcription; regulation of transcription by RNA polymerase II. The coding region runs from base 1 to 1314 and encodes 437 amino acids. The transcript is spliced from 8 exons. Gene Ontology annotation, molecular function: RNA polymerase II cis-regulatory region sequence-specific DNA binding; DNA-binding transcription factor activity, RNA polymerase II-specific. The record is from RefSeq and is a predicted model, not a curated record. Gene Ontology annotation, cellular component: nucleus; chromatin. Lineage: Eukaryota; Metazoa; Chordata; Actinopteri; Gonorynchiformes; Chanidae.